Messenger RNA from Clunio marinus, 441 nucleotides. The record is from the annotation of a GenBank genome assembly. NCBI's taxonomy places the organism in Eukaryota, Metazoa, Arthropoda, Insecta, Diptera, Chironomidae.
AUGAAAAAUUAUAACGGAACUGUCUGGGGGAAGAACGGACCACUUGUUGUUACGAAUGUGGCUCGAAGUUUGUGCGAGUUUCCUGAAAAAACUAUUGAAAAGCCUUUCGAAUGUUCAGACAUCACAGUUCUGACACAACAAAAUUGUUACGAGAUUGAGUUUAUGGAUUAUAAACUUUUGUUUUCAGAAGACGUUGAAGUUAUGAGAAAUACUCUUGAGAGGCUUAAACCGUCGUAUUUUGUUCAUUCUUAUCAUAGUUUAACUAAUGGAAUUCCUUUGAAAGCUGAUUCAAAAACAGCUUUUAAUUUACAUUUAGGAAAAUUUUGUUUUUUGAAAGUUUGUGGUAAGGAAAAGAGGGAAACACAUUUUUUUAAUAAAGUUAUCGAUUUCCUUUUCCCUUAUUUGGGAAAAGUGGAAGUUUAUAUUUAUGAAGAACAUUAA